AUGACUUCAACGAGCAUGGAUUGUGGAUUCUCUUUUCCAAUAUCGUCACUGCAAAGGUUCACUUAUGGUAAUUGGUCAGGGGGACCAGGCUCUCUGAUUCCUACUUCCCUCAUUGCAGGUAAUAAUAAGCGGAAGUUCACUAUAUAUGAAACGCUUAUUAAGAGCAACCUGCUCUAUGGAGCCGAAACGUGGAGAAUAACAGAAAGAAAUAGAAGAAAACUGGAGGCAGUGGAAAUGGACGUUUUCAGGAGAUUCUUGGGAAUAUCUCGUAGAGACCGAGUAAGAAAUGAAGAAGUGAAGCUCCGAAUGGGUGUGGAAGGAUCUCUGACCACGGACAUUGAAAGAAGACAGCUGAUUUGGUACGGACACAUCCAGAGAAUGCCUAGCACGAGAAUACCUAAAAGAACUAUGGAGUGGAUAGCAUCAGGACGAAGGAAAAGAGGAAGACCGAGGAAGACCUGGAAGGAAGGAAUAGUGAGAGCGAUGAGUGAAAGAAACCUUACUGAAGAUCAAUGCAGUGAUGGUCUGACGUGGAAAUUAGGCAUCGGACAACGUCGAAAGACGUUUUGA
This is a messenger RNA of Harmonia axyridis, 570 nucleotides long. RefSeq lists its product as uncharacterized. The record is from RefSeq and is a predicted model, not a curated record. The transcript is spliced from 3 exons. NCBI's taxonomy places the organism in Eukaryota, Metazoa, Arthropoda, Insecta, Coleoptera, Coccinellidae. Bases 1 to 570 code for a protein of 189 amino acids.